AUGCGCAAUUCGCCAGGGUCUUUCUUGGGGACGAUCCGUGGGGCCGAGACCCAUGUUGCGCAGUUGUUUCGCUACACCAGUCCAGCUGCUUCCAGCUCGCUCACAUGUGUCUUCAGCCUCUCCAGUUGGGCUGGGGGGUAUCAUCACAUUCCCCAUUUGACUGGGACAGUGCCAGGCUUGAUUCGCACUCGCCGCGGCUCCACCUUGAUCAGCUCGUCGUCGCUGAUCUCCAGGCUAAAUGCAUCGCAGAGCUUCACAGGAGAAGUCACAUGUUCUCGAGGAG
Messenger RNA from Aphanomyces astaci, 283 nucleotides. RefSeq lists its product as hypothetical. The annotation marks the transcript as partial. The record is from RefSeq and is a predicted model, not a curated record. NCBI's taxonomy places the organism in Eukaryota, Oomycota, Saprolegniomycetes, Saprolegniales, Verrucalvaceae. The transcript has a single exon.